Molecule: messenger RNA, 3045 nt
Organism: Diaporthe citri
Lineage: Eukaryota; Fungi; Ascomycota; Sordariomycetes; Diaporthales; Diaporthaceae
Exons: 4
Coding region: 1-3045 (1014 amino acids)
Biological process (GO): regulation of DNA-templated transcription
Molecular function (GO): DNA binding; DNA-binding transcription factor activity, RNA polymerase II-specific
Source: RefSeq, a predicted model, not a curated record
AUGGCGAACCUGCAGCAGCCCCAGCCGUACAUUGCUAUAAGGACGAGGAGGCCGGACGGCGGAAGUUCCACGAGCAGUGUCGACUCCACUUAUGGCUCGGGCAUCGGUGAUGCCCCCUCAGCUACACACGACACAAGCCGCGUUAGCUACCAUGUCAAACACUUGGACACAUUUGCCCAGACUCUUCAAGAGUCUGCCAGCAGAGCCUUUCCAAACAAGGGCCGGCCCUCCCAGCGGUACAAGAACGUCCAGGUGCUACUCCUGCACUGGAAAACCGACGACCUGUUUGUGCUACCGGAGCUUGAGGACCUGGCAACAUGCUUCAGUGGAGACUAUGGCUUCAACACCGACAUCUUCGCAAUACCGUCCGACAACCCUCACCUGGAUCUAAUGUUGAAGAUCGGUGCUCUAAUUAAAGAGCACGAGUCUGACGAUACCCUCUUUGUUGUCUACUAUGGCGGCCAUGCUAAGAUCGACGAGUCGAGACAGAGCACGUGGUGCGCAACUCGACAUUCCGGGUCCCCAUCACUGCAAUGGUCUGCCAUUCAGACGCUGCUGGAGCGCUCCGUAUCGGACGUCUUGAUAUUACUGGAUUGCUGCGCCGGCGCAGCCUCAGCAACUUUCCCUAAUGGCAAGAGCAUCACCGAGACAAUAUCAGCCUCGAGUUGGGAUGCCAUCGCACCAGAUCCCGGGAGAUACUCCUUCACAAAUGCACUCAUAGAGGUCCUGGGAGAGUGGAGGCUGAAAACCUUCUCAGCAGCCAUGCUACAUGCCGAAGUUUUGGCACGCCUAAAACAUCCUCGACCCAUUCGUAUCAAUGGCAAACGGUUCGAGGCUCGGUCGACUCCUGUGCAUUUCAUGAUGACAUCGGACCACAAGGCACCAAGCAUUGAGAUGAGCAGGAUAGCCCCCGACAGUCCACCGCCACCUUCGCCACCUCAGCCGUCCAGCUCCCUGGAUGCCAGGCUCCUUGGUCGAAAUCCGGUAGAGGAUGGCUGUUUCACGGAACCAAAUGAAGACAGGCCUCACGUGAUGAUCUCUCUGGCACUUGAAGACGACCAGAGGCUGGACCUGAAUGCCUGGGAGCAGUGGCUUGCCAGCUUCCCAGCCCUGGCCAAACAUGUCACGGUCCAAGGAGUCUUCAAGAGCCACUCCACCCUGCUCCUCCUCUCCAUGCCAGUUACCAUAUGGGACCUUCUUCCCGAGGACCAGGCUUGCUCCUUCGUGGCCUUCAUUCGAUCCAACAACCUCAUCAAAGCGCCUCAGGAGCCUGAAACCCCUGCUGAAAACCUGGCUGAUCUGUACUCGAGCGACAGGGCUUCUGUCUUCUCGGGGACAACAUUCAGGGAUAGCAUCGUUGCACCUUCAAUGCCAACGUGUUCCCUUAGCCCGACAGCGCAGCAGAAUGCCUCCCUGACCGAGGUUGCGGGACCCCACAGGGGCGGGAACAGGUCAGGGAACUGGCGGACCCAGACGAGUAUGUCACUGUACCCGGAACAAAUGCCUCCUCAAACACUCACGCGAGUGCCCUCGGGCAAUUCAGAAAGCUCAUCUCUCAAAGCUUCGCGCUCGAUGGCCUCUUUCCGGACCGCUCCUCUGUCCGCCGUCAUGGGGCUGGGAGAGGCAGCACUUGAGGGCGGAAUCAUACGCAAGCCUCUGCUCAACCAGUCGCGGAACUCCAAGAGAACAAUAUUCGAGAAUGACAAUGACGUCCCCGAGGGCCCAGCGCUAGCUGCCCAUGUCGUCAAACGGCUAGAAGACUAUUAUCAGAAAGACCCACAUCCAAGCGACGGAACGACAGAAUACUAUGCUUCCCACCUCGGUAUCGAAGCAACAGAUGUCAAGGUUUGGUUCCACCAUCGACGGCAAAGAGAGAGGGCAGGGACCGAUUUAGAAAAGUUGAGGACUGAGGACAACAGGCUCGAUAUCCAGCCUCCUCAGCCUGGGCCGCAGACUAUUCUCGCUGGGCAUUUGAACGAUCUGCUUGGAAUUUUCACGCCGGCACAAAUCCUCUUCAUUGACCUCAGGUCUCCAUCAGAGUUCCAGAAGUCACAUAUCCACGGUGCAAUAAACCUCCGUGUACCGCUGAAGUUCCUCAGGACUGCCAGCCUGGACAUGCUAGGCCGCACCUUUACCGAUGAGCAGAGUCGCAGAGCCUUCUCCAGAUGGAGCAGGACGAGGUGUAUGGUCGUCUAUGAUCGGAACAUUGAGGCGCCAUGGGAAUGCCCCGUCGCUUUGGCGCUGCUCGAGAAGUUCAGAAGCGAGGGGAGCUGGUCCGGAAGGUGUUUCUUGCUGAAAGGCCCGUUCCGCGAGUUCUGUCUCUCAUACGACAAGUAUAUCACGGGCGACAGGAUGACAAAAGCGGCCAAGAAAUAUGAGGAUGGGCUCAGGUGUGCCACACCCCCGACCGUUGAAACGCUCCGGCAGAAGCAUGCGCGGUAUGAGGAGUGGUUACGCCGGGUGGAGCGUGAGGAGCCUACAGCAGGACAGGAUCUCACGCCGGCCGUGGCCGACGAGCGGGCCAUGGUGGUGGACGAGCACCAGAAAGAACUCGAGGCAGAGUUCAAGGCGCGAUUUCCCGACCUCUACAAAAACAUGGAGAACCCACCACCCUCGCGAGCGCCUCCCGCGCCGCCCAGGCAAGACAAGGAGGUCGCGACCCAUGAUAAUGAUUAUUUCAACAGCAUGAAGGGACCUCUCGUGGGCCACCUCGCCACGGGCCUCGACAAGAUGCGCGAGAACGCCAAUGGCGGCUCACAGGCAGGCUACUCCUUCCCCAACGAGAGGCUUCCGGACAAGCUGGGCGAGAUCUCGUCGCUGGACUACGACGACUUCGACGAGAUCGACCCCAGAGAGGCCUCUCCAUCGCCCUACUAUGUCUCGGGAGGGGGCCGGUCCGCGGCCGCGACGGACGUCGGCAGUAUGAUCAGCCAUACGAGCAGCCAGUCGAGCGCCACUGGCAAGAAGAACAACAGCCGUGAAACACAGCAGCAGCAGCAGAGACAGGGGCUCUGGAAGCGAUUACGAAGCAACGGUGGGAAAUGA